UCUUGCUGUCUUACGUUGUGCCCUUAAGGCAUUUUAAUUGAAUUCAACUAAUUCCACCUGUGUCAGUCAAUAAGUUAUAUUAUUUUACUGGCUAUGGAAUUACAAGGGACGGAACCGAUGUCCCUGGGUUCGCCCACCUCCCCCAAACCCGGCCCAGGUGCCCAGUUUCUGCCCGGGUUUCUGAUGGGUGACCUGCCAACACCGGUCACGCCCCAGCCUAGGAGCAUCGGCACCCCGGGUGGGAUAGAGCUGCGGUCGCCACUGAUGGCAGGUGGGUCACCUCCUCAACCUGUGGUCCCCACCCCUAAGGACAAAAGUGGAGCACCCCCAGUGAGGAGCAUAUAUGAUGAUCUGGCCAGUCCCGGGAUGGGGAUAUCCCCCCUCAGCUCACGCAAGCAGCCGUUCUCAGUGAUGCAGACCCCGUUGUCUGGGUUGGUGGCCUCCACACCAGGAACACCAUCAAGUAUUUUUAGCCCUGCUGCCGUUGGCCAACAGAGAAAGUCUGUGCUCUCCCCAGCCCAGGUAGACCCCUUCUACACUCAAGGCGAUGCUCUGUCGUCAGAAGAUAACCUGGACGACACGUGGGUCACAGUUUUUGGGUUUCCUCCAGCUUCAGCCUCGUACAUCCUUCUGCAGUUUGCCCAGUAUGGAAACAUAUUAAAGCAUGUGAUGUCCAACACUGGCAACUGGAUGCAUAUUCACUAUCAGUCUAAACUCCAGGCUAGGAAAGCACUGAGUAAAGAUGGGAAGAUCUUUGGGGAAACCAUCAUGAUCGGGGUUAAACCGUGCAUAGAUAAGAGUGUGAUGGAGGGCUCAGACAAAGGAAGCUCCUCCUCCAGCUCCGCCUUCACCCCGGUGAAGACCAAUGGCACGCCCAGCCAGCCCGUGGCCACGCCCCGCUCCGCCAUGAGGCCCCUCAGCGCCGCCUACAAGGCCUCCAGCAACGACUACCAGGUUGUUUCUGAUCGACAGACCCCAAGGAAAGAUGACAGCUUUGUUUCUAAAGCGAUGGAGUACAUGUUUGGCUGGUGAAAGGCCUUAUCCUUGUGGGUG
Messenger RNA from Megalops cyprinoides (Indo-Pacific tarpon), 1053 nucleotides. Its product is annotated as nucleoporin NUP35-like. Lineage: Eukaryota; Metazoa; Chordata; Actinopteri; Elopiformes; Megalopidae. The record is from RefSeq and is a predicted model, not a curated record. Gene Ontology annotation, biological process: NLS-bearing protein import into nucleus; nuclear pore organization; regulation of DNA-templated transcription. The transcript is spliced from 9 exons. Bases 94 to 1032 code for a protein of 312 amino acids. Gene Ontology annotation, molecular function: single-stranded DNA binding; phospholipid binding; structural constituent of nuclear pore. Gene Ontology annotation, cellular component: nuclear pore central transport channel; nuclear membrane; nuclear pore nuclear basket.